AUGGUCAAGGACGACAAGGAUGUCAUUGCCGAGUUCAACGAGUACGUCAACAUGACGGCUUCGGAGCUGGAGAAGUGGCUCAAGUCCGAGGAAUCCAGCGAGGCUGGCUGGCGCAAAGACGGCGGCGACGGCAAGUCGGUCGGCCAAGAAUCGGGCGAGAAGAUCAUUGAGAUCCUGAAGGCCAACCCGAAGAAGGACCCUGAGAAGUACACCGAGGAUCAGAUACAGCACAUGCGAAAGGUCGCCUCGUACUGUAAGCGCCACCUGGCCCAGGAGUCGGCAAGCCUCGAGGAAAAAGACCCGGAGGAUGCGAAGAAGACCAAGUCUUAUAUCAGCCUGAAGAACUGGGGCCAUGAUCCGCUCAAAGGACAGGGCGGAAAUAAGGCUUCCGGCAAGAACGGGAGCAAGUCCAGCUCCAAGGAAAAAGUCGAGGAUGACGAACAAGAGGAUCAAGACCAAAAAGGAGAAGAGGGCGAAGAAGGGAAUGGUGAGGAGGCAGAGGAGGAUGAGAAGAAGGCUGGCGAUAAGCGGAAGAAGUCUGGUCAGCAAAAUGGGUCCAACAAGAAGAGGGAGACCCGGCAGGGAGCUUCAUCGAAGAAGAACGGCGAGGAUGGAGCGGAUCAGGACGAAGAGGACGCCGAAGAGGAUGGCGAAAAUGGUGAACAGGAAGGGGAAGACGGGGGCGACGAGUCUGGUGGGAAGAAGCCCUCUAAGAACGGACCCAAAAAGGGUGAGACGGUGAGCUGGAACUGGGGCAGUGGCAAUCCCGAGGGCAAGGUGCUUGAUGUGAAGGAAGAUGAAGCAACCAUCACAACCAAGCGAGGCAACGAGGUUACUCGGAAGGGGGACGCCGAAGAUCCAGCUGUGAUCCUCGACACUGGAAAGUCUAAGGCUAUCAAGUCAGCUCACGAGUUGAACUGA
This is a messenger RNA of Diaporthe citri, 921 nucleotides long. RefSeq lists its product as uncharacterized. The transcript is spliced from 2 exons. Bases 1 to 921 code for a protein of 306 amino acids. Lineage: Eukaryota; Fungi; Ascomycota; Sordariomycetes; Diaporthales; Diaporthaceae. The record is from RefSeq and is a predicted model, not a curated record.